AUGCUUGAAACGCUAUCUGCUUUGGACACUGGCGAUCACGAACAGAUACGAAACGUUUUUGAACUUGUGUCUUCAAACGUGCUUCAUGAGCUCUCAAACUCAUGCAACGUCACAAGCCAAUCCGACAAAAACUGUGAGUGUAUUUGGGACCGUCUUGCAAAAACCCAGAACGACUCAAUACCUAGACCUACAAAUAUCCAGGGCAGUCCGAUCGAAGUUCAAAGAGAAUCCAGCAUUGACUUCAUCACCAAACUACAGGAAAAAAACAGCAUGUUAGUGGACGACGAGCACUUUUACCAGCACGAUGUGGAUGCAAAUGCUACUACUGGAUUUAUACACUCUCGUAGGUAUGGAGGAGGAAUGACUAGCGACUCCCAGGGCGCCGUGGCCACCAGAUCGUGGAAAAACCAGGAAGCUUCUUCUACUCAAAUCACAGAUAAGGAAGUUCCAAGAGACUUUUCCUACCUCGAAAGAGGAUAUCCAUCCUACCCCAGUCCAGGCAUUUUCACUACACCAAUGCAAGACAGCCUUCUGACCGACAUGCCCAACAUUCCGGACGACACGAGUGCCGAUUUGGAGAGAUGGUUUCUAUACCCGAUUUAA
This is a messenger RNA of Candidozyma duobushaemuli, 603 nucleotides long. RefSeq lists its product as uncharacterized. Bases 1 to 603 code for a protein of 200 amino acids. The transcript has a single exon. The record is from RefSeq and is a predicted model, not a curated record. NCBI's taxonomy places the organism in Eukaryota, Fungi, Ascomycota, Pichiomycetes, Serinales, Metschnikowiaceae.